AUGGACUUUAGGUCGCAGCUUGAUGAUGAUGAUGAUCAUGAUCACGAUGAUGAUGAUGAUGAUGAUGAUGAUGAUGAUGAUGAUGAUGAUGAUGAUGGUGAUGAUGAUGAUGAUGAUGAUGAUGAUGCCGAUGAUGGUGAUGAUGACGACGGUGAUGAUGAUGAUGAUUAUGCUGAUGAUGAUGAUUGUGAUGCUGAUGAUAAUGGUGAUGAUGAUUAUGAUGAUGAUGAUGAUGAUGAUGAUGGUGAUGAUGAUGAUGAUGGUGAUGAUGAUGAUGAUGAUGAUGUUGAUGAUGAUGAUGAUGAUGAUGAUGAUGAUGAUGAUGAUGAUGAUGAUGAUGAUGAUGAUGAUGAUGAUGAUGAUGAUGAUGAUGAUGAUGAUGAUGAUGAUGAUGAUGAUGAUGAUGAUGAUGAUGAUGAUGAUGAUGAUGAUGAUGAUGAUGAUGAUGAUGAUGAUGAUGAUGAUGAUGAUGAUGAUGAUGAUGAUGAUGAUGAUGAUGAUGAUGAUGAUGAUGAUGAUGAUGAUGAUGAUGAUGAUGAUGAUGAUGAUGAUGAUGAUGAUGAUGAUGAUGAUGAUGAUGAUGAUGAUGAUGAUGAUGAUGAUGAUGAUGAUGAUGAUGAUGAUGAUGAUGAUGAUGAUGAUGAUGAUGAUGAUGAUGAUGAUGAUGAUGAUGAUGAUGAUGAUGAUGAUGAUGAUGAUGAUGAUGAUGAUGAUGAUGAUGAUGAUGAUGAUGAUGAUGAUGAUGAUGAUGAUGAUGAUGAUGAUGAUGAUGAUGAUGAUGAUGAUGAUGAUGAUGAUGAUGAUGAUGAUGAUGAUGAUGAUGAUGAUGAUGAUGAUGAUGAUGAUGAUGAUGAUGAUGAUGAUGAUGAUGAUGAUGAUGAUGAUGAUGAUGAUGAUGAUGAUGAUGAUGAUGAUGAUGAUGAUGAUGAUGAUGAUGAUGAUGAUGAUGAUGAUGAUGAUGAUGAUGAUGAUGAUGAUGAUGAUGAUGAUGAUGAUGAUGAUGAUGAUGAUGAUGAUGAUGAUGCGGGAGUGCCAAACAAUAUCGGGCCCAGUACAGUGCCUUGGGGCACGCCGCUGCUCGAUGAUGAUGAUGAUGAUGAUGAUGAUGAUGAUGAUGAUGAUGAUGAUGAUGAUGAUGAUGAUGAUGAUGAUGAUGAUGAUGAUGAUGAUGAUGAUGAUGAUGAUGAUGAUGAUGAUGAUGAUGAUGAUGAUGAUGAUGAUGAUGAUGAUGAUGAUGAUGAUGAUGAUGAUGAUGAUGAUGAUGAUGAUGAUGAUGAUGAUGAUGAUGAUGAUGAUGAUGAUGAUGAUGAUGAUGAUGAUGAUGAUGAUGAUGAUGAUGAUGAUGAUGAUGAUGAUGAUGAUGAUGAUGAUGAUGAUGAUGAUGAUGAUGAUGAUGAUGAUGAUGAUGAUGAUGAUGAUGAUGAUGAUGAUGAUGAUGAUGAUGAUGAUGAUGAUGAUGAUGAUGAUGAUGAUGAUGAUGAUGAUGAUGAUGAUGAUGAUGAUGAUGAUGAUGAUGAUGAUGAUGAUGAUGAUGAUGAUGAUGAUGAUGAUGAUGAUGAUGAUGAUGAUGAUGAUGAUGAUGAUGAUGAUGAUGAUGAUGAUGAUGAUGAUGAUGAUGAUGAUGAUGAUGAUGAUGAUGAUGAUGAUGAUGAUGAUGAUGAUGAUGAUGAUGAUGAUGAUGAUGAUGAUGAUGAUGAUGAUGAUGAUGAUGAUGAUGAUGAUGAUGAUGAUGAUGAUGAUGAUGAUGAUGAUGAUGAUGAUGAUGAUGAUGAUGAUGAUGAUGAUGAUGAUGAUGAUGAUGAUGAUGAUGAUGAUGAUGAUGAUGAUGAUGAUGAUGAUGAUGAUGAUGAUGAUGAUGAUGAUGAUGAUGAUGAUGAUGAUGAUGAUGAUGAUGAUGAUGAUGAUGAUGAUGAUGAUGAUGAUGAUGAUGAUGAUGAUGAUGAUGAUGAUGAUGAUGAUGAUGAUGAUGAUGAUGAUGAUGAUGAUGAUGAUGAUGAUGAUGAUGAUGAUGAUGAUGAUGAUGAUGAUGAUGAUGAUGAUGAUGAUGAUGAUGAUGAUGAUGAUGAUGAUGAUGAUGAUGAUGAUGAUGAUGAUGAUGAUGAUGAUGAUGAUGAUGAUGAUGAUGAUGAUGAUGAUGAUGAUGAUGAUGAUGAUGAUGAUGAUGAUGAUGAUGAUGAUGAUGAUGAUGAUGAUGAUGAUGAUGAUGAUGAUGAUGAUGAUGAUGAUGAUGAUGAUGAUGAUGAUGAUGAUGAUGAUGAUGAUGAUGAUGAUGAUGAUGAUGAUGAUGAUGAUGAUGAUGAUGAUGAUGAUGAUGAUGAUGAUGAUGAUGAUGAUGAUGAUGAUGAUGAUGAUGAUGAUGAUGAUGAUGAUGAUGAUGAUGAUGAUGAUGAUGAUGAUGAUGAUGAUGAUGAUGAUGAUGAUGAUGAUGAUGAUGAUGAUGAUGAUGAUGAUGAUGAUGAUGAUGAUGAUGAUGAUGAUGAUGAUGAUGAUGAUGAUGAUGAUGAUGAUGAUGAUGAUGAUGAGGAUGAUGAGAAUGAUGAGGAUGAUGAGGAUGAUGAUGAUGGUGAUGAUGAGGAUGAUGAUGAUGAUGAUGAGAACUGA
Dicrocoelium dendriticum is the source of this 2601-nucleotide messenger RNA. The record is from the annotation of a GenBank genome assembly. Lineage: Eukaryota; Metazoa; Platyhelminthes; Trematoda; Plagiorchiida; Dicrocoeliidae.